Molecule: messenger RNA, 634 nt
Organism: Aplysia californica (California sea hare)
Lineage: Eukaryota; Metazoa; Mollusca; Gastropoda; Aplysiida; Aplysiidae
Product: protein diaphanous homolog 1
Exons: 4
Coding region: 204-584 (126 amino acids)
Source: RefSeq, a predicted model, not a curated record
CUGACCUCUGACUGCUACUGCUACCACAAUAUGAUGGCGGAUGUUGAUGACUAAAGUGAGGAAGUGGAGAAAAGCCUGGUUUUAUUGAUUUUGUGAAUUCAAUCUUGUGCGGAGUUGUAAGCAGAACUUUUCUUUUGGAUUUAUGCGGCCGAAAGUGUGAAUUUGCUUUGCUUUAUGCAUGGUGAAAGUGAAAAAAAAUCACCAUGAGUAGUCUUCGGAAUCCUGGUGUGGAUAAAAAGGAUAAGGAUAAGGACAAAAAUCGCAACAGUUUCUUUGACAAAGUUGGAGCCCCAUUCAAGAGUAAGACAAAACACAAGAGCACAUCGUCAGCUCCGUCCAAGGGCUAUUCUUACGAUGACCAUGGCUUCAAUGGCGGUGACCCGUUCACUGACUCAGUGGAUGUCACCUCCAUGGCCGACUUCGAGAUCAAUGAAAGAUUUGAGCAGCUACUGGAUGACAUGAACCUGACUGAGGAGAAGAAGGCGCCGCUGAGGAACAAGAAUGUCCAGGCCCGGAGACAGAUGCUGGAGCUGCACAUGCGCGGUGCCGUCAAGGUAAGAGUGAAAGGCCUACAGGUUUGCUAGUACAUUUAUACUGCUCCUGGGUUGUUGUUGGGAAGUCUGUGGAGGUAGAG